Messenger RNA from Poecilia latipinna (sailfin molly), 5326 nucleotides. It is a transcript of the gene wdr32, whose product is annotated as WD repeat domain 32. Gene Ontology annotation, cellular component: Cul4-RING E3 ubiquitin ligase complex. Gene Ontology annotation, molecular function: protein binding. The transcript has 7 exons. Bases 250 to 1833 code for a protein of 527 amino acids. Lineage: Eukaryota; Metazoa; Chordata; Actinopteri; Cyprinodontiformes; Poeciliidae. The record is from RefSeq and is a predicted model, not a curated record.
AGAUAGAAGCUAAUCCUGGUUGUCUUGAUGGGCGGCGUAGAGGCGCUGCCAAAUCUGGCAGCAAAAUAGAUUUGCACCACCGCACCUCUGCUGCUACAGUCCUCCGUUAUGGCACCUUAAGCGUGUAACGAACUCGACGUGAAUUCAUGCUCGGUAGCUGACUGUAUCCUGUCUGUUUCCUACGGCUGAGCAAGACGCUGACCCCACCGGAGACACGAGCCGCGGUGCGGACGGGCUGAAGCCGCCACAAUGAGCUCCGAACACCAGAGCGACAGCGAGGACGCCGACGAGUCGCAGGAUAGGCCCGGCAGCACCGGCAAGAAAGAAGACCCCGUUGGAAGACCGACACAGUCGGAGGUGGAAGAAGACGCCCCGCAGAGGGUCUGUGCUUCGCCUCCGGGGAGCAGCAGCGAGGACCAGCCGGAGGGAAGCGCUGGUUCCUCUCCUCCCCGCCUGGAGGAUGAAGAGCCCCGCAGCUCACCGGGCGCCGCUCCGCAGGCGGCGAGCGGUGGGAGCUCCAGUAGCGAAGGCUACAAGGGAAACAGCCUGUUUUCCUGGCUGCAGAGCAGGACUAUCAGACGGGGGCUGUUUGUAGACCCAGCCAGGGAUAACUUCAGGACAAUGACCAGCUUGUACUGCUCUAUGAACCCGGCUGUGGAGUCGGUCAAUCUGAGCUCUCAGACCCACGGAGCUGUAUUCAAUCUGGAGUACUCACCGGACGGGUCUGUGCUGACGGUGGCCUGUGAGCAGACAGAGGUCCUCCUGUUUGACCCCAUUUCAUCCAAGCACAUCAAGACCCUCACAGAGGCCCACGAGGAUUGUGUCAACAACAUAAGGUUUUUGGACAAUCGCCUGUUUGCCACCUGCUCCGACGACACCACCAUUGCAUUAUGGGACCUUCGUAAGCUGAGCUCCAAGGUCUGCUCGCUGCACGGCCACGCCAGCUGGGUGAAGAACAUCGAGUACGACACCAACACUCGCCUCCUGGUCACAUCCGGCUUUGACGGCAACGUCAUCACAUGGGACACCAACAGGUUUACGGAGGACGGCUGCCCGCACAAGAAGUUCUUCCACACUCGCUAUCUGAUGAGGAUGCGUCUGACUCCCGACUGUUCCAAGAUGCUCAUCUCGACUUCCUCAGGGUACCUACUCAUCCUUCACGACCUGGACCUCACCCAGUCCCUGGAAGUGGGCAGCUACCGCAUGCUGCGAGCCCGACGGACCCCGCUCAGUUCAGACGGAGGCACAUCGGCCUCUAGAUCGACCGUGACGCCCCGUCAGGGACACGACUCCAAGCUUCAUCCUCACAGAGAAGGUCUGUCCCCACGGAACAGCCUGGAGGUUUUAACUCCUGAAAUCCCAGGGGAAAAGGACAGAGGGAACUGCAUCACAUCCCUGCAGCUGCAUCCCAAAGGCUGGGCCACGCUCAUCCGCUGCUCCAGCAACAUGGACGACCAGGAGUGGACCUGUGUGUACGAGUUCCAGGAGGGGGCGCCCACGCGGCCGCUGGUGUCUCCCCGCUGCUCCCUGCGCCUCACCCACUACAUCGAGGAGGCCAACGUGGGCCGGGGCUACAUCAAGGAGCUGUGCUUCAGCCCUGACGGACGGCUCAUCUGCUCCCCGUACGGCUACGGCGUCCGCCUGCUGGCCUUCGACGAGCGCUGCAGCGAGCUGGCCGACAGCCUCCCCGUCCAGACCAGCUGCCUCCGGGAGAUCCGCUCCAUCUACUCGCACAGCGACGUGGUGCUCACCACCAAGUUCUCCCCAACGCACUGCCAGCUGGCCUCGGGGUGCCUGAGCGGACGCGUGGCGCUUUACCAGCCCAAGUUCUAGCAUCCGCCGUUGUUUUAAAAAAAAAAAAAGUAGAUUUUUUUUUUUUUUUUUUUUCUAAACCCGAUCACUGCAGACCUGGGGAAACACGUACCGGUCUAAGCCGCUGCAUAUAACAGGGUGGAAAUGCAUCAUGGAAGUGUUUUACAGACGGUUACCUUUUGCACAUUUGUGCGCAGGAUUUGCUAGAGCUAACCAGAGAUGCACCGAUCUGAGUUCUAUUGCCAAGUUCUAAUCUUUGCUAUUUGUACAGCUUUAACCUGCCGAUAUCAACUUUAGUCUAUUCCGAUUUCUGUUUGAAAACUAAUAUAUAGUGUAAGAAAAUACAAGAACAGAAUUCAGGAUAUGUUUCUUCCUUAUUUACUUACCUUAAGCUGCUAUUAUUUAUUUAUAUUAGGAGCAGAAACUAUGUUUUGAAAUAGUUUAACCAUAGAUUACAGCUACUUCUCUUUUACAAAACUAAAAUUCUGGAGUUCACAUUUUAAAUGACCUUUAGCAUUUUAUAGAAGUGAUUUGCAUUACUAAACAGAAGCUGUAUCCUAUUCAGCCUUCCUGUUGUCUGUGAAAGUCUUGCUCUCUCUUGCUUUGCUGCAGCCUUUAUGAACCUCAGACAUAUAUUAUACUUGGUUUCCUUUCUUACACCUCUUUGCUUCCUCUAAAUUUUAAGCGCCUCACUGAUUCUGAAACUAGCUAACUUUGAGUCUUCACUCAGUAUAGCAUAUACUCUGAAAAGUAUUUUGUGCAAUCAGGUAGCACUUCCGUAUGGUGCAUUCACUGACUCAAAAAAGGUUGGAUUUUAACGCGUCCUCCAUUAGGCAAAAAAAAAAAAAAAAUCGUCCAACAGAUUCCUCGAUGCAUCACUACAUUUAGCUUAAGAACGUAGCCCAACUACGUGACAACCCAGGUCUGCAGCUGUUAAACGGGUCGACUUUGUUUAGGUGCUAGCUGUCAAACUGACGGCCAUUAACUGGCGUAAAGAAAUGACAGACUGAAGCUCUGGGCUAAUUGCCAGGUUGCAGCAGAGGAUGGACACUUUGAGCCCUGAAUUUAAAGACAUGACAUAGAAAAGCAAGCCCAAAAUUCAAAUACAAAGAAAUUGCAUUUUUGUUUUUGCAGACGAAACUUUCUGAACAGAAGUUCAAUGUAAUUCUUCAUGGAACUUGACAUCAGGCAACAGCAAACUGCUGGUCGUUUGUGGCUCCUUUAGUUGCUGAGUUACUUUUGGCCUCUUCAAUAGAACAUUUUUUCUUCUUCUUUUGAGACUUGGCACAUCCAGACGUUGCCGUCUCAGGAGGACAACACUAACGGUGCAAAAAGUCAAGUAUUGGUGAAUCCGGGAGACGAACGGACUUUUGUGUACGCUGUCUGUCACGUUAACUCGACUUCCCGCGCUGCGCCUGGUGCCACUCUUUGCUGCUUCACUCAUGCCUUCGCCACAGGUGCUGCUUCUGUGCUCAUACAAUCUGAACUUCAAGGACCUACUUUCCUUUAUCUGCCUGCUGCUUGUGUUUGUUCCCAACAUCUUAUCUCUUUCCACUGUCCAGAUCCUCUGUCGUUUUUAAGAGUUUUACUUGGUGUAUCAAUGUUGGCAUUAAUUGUUGCACAGAGUUUGAUUUGAUAAUCACUUUAGAGUUGUUACUCUGUAAUCACCUCUUUACUUUCCCCAAGGCUCAUGCUUUUAUCUUAAGUCUUUAGAUUGAAACAUCCGGCCACCUGGAAAAAUGAGCAGUAGUCAAAAGGCGGUGAAUAUUUCUGCAUCAUUGCAACUCAGAGAUGCAUAGGUUUACCCUCCUGUGGUUUUAGCGCUACGCUCUGUAGGAGCAAAGCAGAUGUCAAGUCUGACGGGGUUCUCCCAUCACUGGCGCAUGCACACACACAAAUAAAAAAAAUCGGAAAAGCGUGUGCAAGUUCAGCGUGACCAGCAUGGACCACGCACCCGGUAAAAAGAUGGCGGGGUCCCAUUGACUCCAUGUCUUAAGAUCGCAGGACGGUUAAGAACUACUUUUCAUUUUUACCAGCAAACAUAAUUUUUCCUAAAUACAUUUAGGCUACUUCACUUAAGUUAAAAUGUUCCUAGAAGUUAAUAGUUUUUAUUAACAACUAUUCAAGUAAUAUAAAAUAGCACAACAGAUGCUUACAAACAUUUAUUAAAAGCCUUAAACCAAAUUACAUAUUUCCAUUGAAAAAUCUUGAGAAAAGUUUAGAAAAAAUACUCUUAUGUCUAGAAAUAUUUCCUACUACUCACUGAGUGUGUGGGCAAGAUAAAUGUUGAUCUUCUAGAAAUAUUAGCCUACCAUGUAGCGGUUAAAAGAAAUGGAUUUCUGUCUUACAUUGUGUUUGUACCCCAAGCCAACAAGAAAUCUUAAAAAGAAUGAAUAAAAUAAAAAAAAGCUAAAGUUACAUUAAUUCUAUGCUUUUGGAGGCGGAGGUGUCAGCAAUCAAUUGUAGCUAAAUGCGUUUCAGCUAAAGGUUGGCAUUUCCUCUAACUUUCGGUAAGAAAGGCAACUGCAAUAAAGGGUUGACUUGUUUACCUCCCUAAAACAUGUAAAGGUGUUUUACCCAUUAGGGGUAAAACAUGGUGGGUAAAUAUCACAACCUGAUAUCCAAACUAUCAUUCUCUGAUGGUUUAUAUUAGAACCUGAAUAAACUAUCAGGUUUACUAUCAGCAAACAGUCGGAUUGAGUUCCAAGUGUUCAUUAAUGUCUUUUUACCGCCACCUGUUGGGAACAGCCACACACUGCAGCCAUUUUUUUGUUAGUAAAACACUGUUACCGCACUGAAUGACUCGAGGACACAUUAGAAGUUAGAUUACGGUAAAACUCUUGCUAUGCACAUCAGCCUUUCUGGUGAUUCUCCUUUAUUAUUUCUGCUCUAUGCUGAGCUGUCAGUUGCCAAAAUAUGAUUUAUGAUGGAUGAAAGUGAGCUGAGAACUUCUGCUGGUAUAGAUUAAAGAAAAGCUUCUAUUUAGAUUGACUUUUUUUUUUUGUUUUUUUGUAAAUGUACUUUUCUCUGGCCUCUGAAGAGGGCGCUGUUGCACUCCCAUUUAUUCAGAUUUUAAAAUUAAAGGAAAAAUGUGUGAUUACAACUAGUUGAUUUCAAGGGAUUAAAAAUCUGUGUUUAAUCAUUAUUAUAACAUCAGAGUUGGGAGGGAAAUGUGACUGAAGCCGUUUUGACCUGAAUUUAUCUUUCAGGUAAAGGUUUAAAAACGACACAAAUUAGAUUUCCAAGCUUCUCCCAUUAGCGUCACGCCAGGAUGCUCUUAUACGCAUCGUACCUCGGUUAGCCGCUUUCGUAACAUGCAGUUCGCCAUCAGCUCGGUCAGUCGUUCGGUUCGUCUAAACGCAGGCGUAAACAUUUCGUAGCCACAUUAACGGUGUCUCAACUGAUCUGAGUGUGAAGGGAUUCUGUGUUUCUUCCACUGCUUUUACUUCAGGUACACUCACGAGCUCUUUGAAGUGUCUUAUCUAUUUUCACUCCGUAUAUUUACACAGAAAAA